AUGCUGGGGGAUCUGCCCGCCCCCACGGAGGUCCGGGCGGUGGCCGUGCAGGGCCAGGCUCUCUGGGUUACCUGGGACCCCAGCGAGGACCGGCUGGAGCCCCUGGAGUACCUGGUGGAGGGGGCGGAGGAGUGCGGCAGCGCCAAGGCGGCCACGCUGCGCUGGGUGCGCAGCCCAGCUGGCACCCGCAGCACCCGGCUGACAGGUGACUUCAGACCCCGGGUGCCGUACCAGGUGCGAGUUUACGGGCUGUACCCCCAGGGCUUUGGCGCCUCGGCCCCCGUCCGAGCCUACACUCAGGAGGGAGUGCCAUCGGCAGGGCCUCAGGGCCUGCAGGAUCGGAGCAUCUCCAAGGAGGCAUCCGUCAUCUCGUGGGAGGCGAUCCCCCUGGCGCAGCGCAACGGGCACCUCGCCCACUACACCCUCUACCUCGCCGCGCCCACAGGGAGCCCCCGGGCCUCCAGACCCAGUAAGUGCCAGCCGUGGGGCUGCUGGAGUUGGGGCUGGGGGCUGUCUGAGCGAAGGGAGUCGCUCCCUCUGCCGGCAGCAGUAGUGAGACUGUUACCCUCCGGGGAGGCUGGGGCUGGUGAAGGCAGGAGCCAAGUCUUGGGAGCGGAGAAGGGGCGAUAG
Molecule: messenger RNA, 630 nt
Organism: Pelodiscus sinensis (Chinese soft-shelled turtle)
Lineage: Eukaryota; Metazoa; Chordata; Testudines; Trionychidae
Source: RefSeq, a predicted model, not a curated record